ACUGAUCCAGGUCUAAGCUCAUCUGCCUUGCCUGUUGUACUCUUUGCAUUAAAAUAAAUACACUUCAGACUGCCAGUCUCAGUGUAUUCAUUAUCUGGCCCUGCCUGUCCCUCCAUCCCCCUGCCACAAUACUUUAAACCUUCCCAAAUGGUACUAGCAAACUCUCUGCAAGGAUAUUGGUUACCCUCCAAUUUAUGUGCAACCUGUCCUUCCUGUACAGGUCCCUUCUGCUCUGGAAGAAAUGCCAAUGAUCCAGAUAUCUGAAGUCCUCCCUCCUACACCAGCCCUUUAGCCACACAUUAACCUGUAUUAUCUUAAUUUUUCUGGCCUCACAAACAUGUGCCAGAGCAUGUAAUCCUGAGAUUACAAUCCUAGAGGUCCUGCUUUUCAACUUCCUACCAAAUUUCCAAAAUUCCAUUUGCAAGGGAGUAGUCUGUCUUUCUGUCUAUGCUGUGAACACCAGUAAGGACCACAACCUUUAGCUACUCACCCUCCCCUUUCAGAAUGUCCUAUGCCCACUCAUCCUUGACCCUGAAGCUACAAGAUGGUCAGAGGCUAAGGAAGUGGUAAGUAACUCAUCCCCUAACACCUGAAAACCUGUCCACCAUCUGGAAGGUACAGAUCAGGGAAUGAUGAAAUAAUUUCCAGUUAUGUGGAUAAGGUACAAUUCUAACAAUGCUCAAAAAGCUCACUGCCAUCUAUGAUAAAGCAGUCUGUUUGACUGGCAUCUCAUUUACCAACUUAAAACAUUCACUCCCAAUACCGCUGAUGCACAAGAGCAGCAAUGUGUGUCAUCUAGAAGGUGCACUGCAGCAACUUGGUACGGCUGCAUCAAAAAACAUCCUCCAACAUAUGACCUCUUAGAAGGACAAAGGCAGCAAAGACUGGGGAGCAGCAGCAUCUGCAAGCUCCCUUCCAAGCCACCUGGUCAGAACUGGGCCUUGAAACUGUUUCACUGUUCCUUCAUUGUUGAUGAACCAAAAUCUUAAACCUUCAUUCCUAACAGCACUGUGAUUGUCCCUACACUUCAAGAAGGCAGUUCACCACCACCAUCUAUAUAUUGACCAUUAUAUAUUGGCAAUAAAUGCAGGCCCAGCCAGAGAUGUUGGUAUCCCAUUAACUAAUUAGAAUUAUAAAGUUCCACGUCCAGCAAAUUAUUAUUAAAUUGGCUUGCUGUGAUUAGGGAUGCAUUCACCAGUGACUGUUUGGGUGGUAAGGCAGGAAAUUCAUCUUCUGAAAAAUGUUGCUUGUGGCUCUAGAUUUCUCUAUUUGUACUUCCUAUUAUCUCCACACUUGCUGCAUUUAAUCCAGUAAUUUCUUUUUCUUGAACAGGAGCAUUAACAACUUGUCAUCAAACUUUCAAAAUCCUGCCAUAAUGUCCAUUCUUUGUUUUCCUUUAGUGUACCAUCCAGCUGAGACAAAAUCUAUGUCACAGAAGAAGGCCAUUUGACCUAUUGAGAUUUUCCUAGCUGUAUGCUUAAAGAAUUGUUCUAUCGACAAGAAUCACCAAGAGUCUUUCAACAGCAUCUUCCAAAUCUGCAGCACUUACCAUGCAGAAGGGCACAGCUGCAGCAGGUUUAUUUCAAACCACAAGCUUUCAGAGCACUGCUGCUUCGUCAGGUGAAGUCCAGUCCAACACUGGCACCUCUGCAUCAAGUGCAGCAGGUGCAUGACAGCACCACCUGCAAGUUGUCCUCCAAGUUGCGCAUAAUCUGACUUGGAACUUUAUCUCUGUUCCUUCAUUAUCACCUUCCAAAAUUCUCCAACUCCUUUCCUAACAGUGCUGCGGAUGUACCUAUGCUACAUUGACUGCAGCAGAUCAAGAAGGUGGCUCACUACUACUAUUUUGAACUCCUCACCUUUUACAAAAGAAUUUUAAAAAAAGAAAUGUUAUAUUGUCACUUGUUACAGCACAAUUUUCUUGUAACAGUUUUUUUUUCAGAAAGUACAGUUUUGUAACUGCUUUUGUCUUUUUCUAUGAUAGAUAGUCCAAGAUGAUACUGUUACAGAUUCUGUACAGUCACGUGGCAAGCUCCCAGAAGGGAGGCAAACUGCUUUAAAUACAGGGAGCAAGAUACCUAGAUACAAAGGAACUGAUAAAGUUAAAGAGAGCGAGGAGAAAACUGGUGAGAAGUUAACUGAUAUCAGCUUUGGCGAUAUCAGUGUAGCCUCAGGUGAAGUUAAAAGUACAACCAAUCUUUCUACUGGUGAGCCAAAUCAAGACUUCAUUCCUAUCACAGCAUCCAGUCUACCAGAGUUAAAGAAAAAUGAAAAGAUAUGCCUCGAUGAUGAAGACUCCUUCUUUGAUGACCCAUUGCCUGAGCAAAUGAAGAUCUAUGCCUGUCCAUCACAGGGAGAGAAGAGUAUUUCAGGGUUGCACUCUUCAGGUAGCAAAAAGAAUGACGUUCAAAAAGUUAACACAGGUAAAAACAGUGAUACUGAUGAAGAUGCAGAGGAUCCCUUUAUAGACGCAGGUGGUAGACAGCGUACUCUGGAAAGGCAUGCAGACUUGAACAGUAAACCAACAGGUGGCCUUACAUCCCUUUCAGAUGUCCCCCUUGUGAAUGCAAACUCAGAGUCUCUAGCAGGAGCACUACCUGUAAAAGAUGCUGACAUAAAAGGAACAGGAGAUGAAGAAGAGUAUUACGAUGAUGAUUUCAUUAGUGGCAGUCAACGUUCAGAUAAAACCAAGAGUGAAGUGAGCAUUGGUGAAGAAAUUGAGGAGGAUAUUUCUGUGGAGGGGGAAGAUCUUUGUACCGAUGAUAAGCUCGACGAUUUGACACUGGACCACACCAUUUCUCACUUAAGUGAUGUGGCAGAUUAUAUAGAGGAGGUUGCAUAGUAGUUUCAGAAUGAAUAAUUAAUUUAUUGUACAGACAAAUGAGUAGUUUUUUUUUUGUCACUUCUGUUGUUCUGAAGCAAUGUCGAUGGAAUUAGGCUGAUAGAAUCCCUCCGUUAGCAGACAGUUGGUUGAAUUUCUUGUAUUCAGUUAAUCCAAAUGAAAACCAAAGACCAUGUGUAACACUCAAAAGUGAUGCAAUCAGAAUGGUACUAAGUAGUGCCAGUGCGGGGGGUCUGAAAGUGUCCUCAGACUGUCUUUGAGUAUCCAUGAAAAGAGGCCUAUACUCUUUUAGAAGGGAUCAGUGUGGUCCUAAAUUGUAAUGUGUAAAAAUAUAUUAAGUAAAAAUUAUUUUUAAUGCAGAUUUAUUUUUUGAGUAUUCCAUGUGUUUUUAUUGCAUAACGUCUUAUCAAGGCUCUCUAAUCCUUUUAGGGCUGCUUGAAAACUUUUAAAUGGGUAAUUAUUUCCCAAAAAUGCAACAUUAAUCAAUUACUGGUAAUAACAUUUAGUGUUAAAUUGGUUUGUAUUAAAUCUGUUUGAAUUCUUUUUUGGCAUUUGGCUGCCUAUUCAUUAUUAUUAAUAUUUAUAAUAUUCCAAACUCUGGAGCAGCAGCUAAUGCUAUUCAGUUAACUUUGGAAUGAGUUUGUGAUGAAGGAAAUAAGUAUACUUCCUGCUACUUUUGUUACUCUGUGAAGCUGGAUUUGUUUGUAUGGGCAUUGAAUAAGACCUUGAUGGUUGUAUGAUCAGCCACUGCUUUUUAGGUUCACAGAUGAAGUGCAACCAUGUUAUUGAAAAAUCAGAAAACUGCCGUUUCUCCUAGAAAUCUAUCCCAGGGUGUUCAGCACCUUUGGAAGAGAGUGGGCAGGAUGCAAAAUUGCUAAAUGCUGAUAUCAUCUGAUGUGCACGUCCUUGAGCAAAGCCUGUCGUGGAACUGGGGUUGCUUUUCAACUGCACACUAUCUUAUUUUUAUUGUAUUAAUUAAAGUAUGGAGAUUCCUGGAGCUGUUGAUUAACAUUUGUAUUUCAUUCAAAUAAACUGACAGUCACUGUUCAAAGUGUGUAUGCAUGUUC
Molecule: messenger RNA, 3909 nt
Organism: Rhincodon typus (whale shark)
Lineage: Eukaryota; Metazoa; Chordata; Chondrichthyes; Orectolobiformes; Rhincodontidae
Product: centrosomal protein 43-like
Exons: 9
Coding region: 2327-2842 (171 amino acids)
Source: RefSeq, a predicted model, not a curated record